This is a messenger RNA of Thunnus maccoyii (southern bluefin tuna), 7207 nucleotides long. RefSeq names its product adenylate cyclase 2b (brain) (gene adcy2b). Gene Ontology annotation, cellular component: plasma membrane. Gene Ontology annotation, molecular function: adenylate cyclase activity. The transcript has 27 exons. The record is from RefSeq and is a predicted model, not a curated record. Lineage: Eukaryota; Metazoa; Chordata; Actinopteri; Scombriformes; Scombridae. The coding region runs from base 3153 to 6506 and encodes 1117 amino acids. Gene Ontology annotation, biological process: cAMP biosynthetic process; intracellular signal transduction; adenylate cyclase-activating G protein-coupled receptor signaling pathway.
GAAAUAACAGUUUUGACAUCAUGUCAAAGACAUCAAUGUGUUGUGUUGCAGAGAUAUCUACUGAAGUUCGUAUGCUAACCAGCUAGCCCCAGCCCGUCCUGUCUCGUAACACCACUUUGUACCUCAAAAGACAAUAGUGAAAUAGUGAGUCACUGUAGCAUCCAGUCUGCCCUCAGUUCAACAGUAGCGCUCCCACUUCUUCAGUGUUAGAUUUAUUCAAGCAAAUGUUAGCACUGAAUUGAUAUUACUAUCAUACUUAGUCAAAGUCCUAGUUACUUAGUUUGCCAGUUAACAGAGCACUGAUAAUGCACAAUUGAUUCUGCACUAACGUAGCAUAAUGUAACAGACAGUCCAACUUUCUGGUGAUAUGCUGCCCCCAAUUGGUUGAAUUCGACAGGUGGCCAGUUUUUACAUAUAGCACCUCUAAAGAUGGCUCCAUUCCAUUAAGUGAGCCAGUUCCAGUGCUCUGGCAAUGCACUUGCUCACUCACUAACAUGGCUUGCUGGGACAAUUAAUGUAAUGGAGCCAUCGUUAAGGAACAUUGACAAGCUGCAACCUCUCUGUCCUUUGUGCUUAUGGAUUUCUGUUGGUCAUCCAAGAAGUGAAGCUCAACAUCUUUUAUAAACUCAGCCCAUGAGCACAGAGCUAUGAAUCCUGAGUGAGUACAGGCAUGUGUUUGUUUGUCCAUCACUCACAUGGGAUUCUACAUAUAUUGUUAAUAUGAUUCAUACAACACAUCUUACUGUCGCAUUCCAGGAUUUUCAAAAUUAGACUGAAUGCCGAAGGGGAGUGGAACUGACAGUUGGAAUAAGAUGAAAUACAGUGAACCCAGGUGUUGCAAUAAUAUGCCCUCAGGACCAUCAAUGCACCUUUUCAUUUUUGUACUCUAGACAUUAUGUGUGCAAUCAAUCAAAACAGGGCAGCACAAAUGCAGUAAAUACACUGCCAAAAUGCAUUUGUGUUGCCACACUAGUGGCGGGGCUCGAGAGAUGGUUUGUUGGCAGUUUGUUGGUUGUUUGGUCGGUCGCUCUAAAUGUUGGAUAGAUUGCCAUGAAAUUUUCUGCAGACUUUUUCUUGGUCUUCAGAUGAUGAAUCCUAAAGACCUAGUGAUCCCCAGAGUUUUCUUCUAGCACUUCCAGCAGGUUGACACACCGUCUCAACAACCAUCAUAUGGAUUGUCAUGAAAUUUGGUACAGAUGUCCAUGGUGCCCAGAGGAUGAAUCCUAAUGACUUUAGCAAAUGCCUGACUUUUCAUCUAAUGCCACCAGCAGGUCAAAGUUAUCACUUACCCAGUGAAGUAUCUUGACGCGUGCCAAGAUGGAUUGACAUACAAUUUGAUACAUUUGUUCCCCACAGGAUGAGUUGUACUUUGGUGAUCACCUGACUUUUCCUCUAGUGCCAUCCUUAGCUCAGAUAUUAAAUGUGUCCAAAACUUUGGUUUAUAACCAUUUACCUGCAAACUUUAUGACAUUCCCAUCUGCCUCAGCUGUAUUUGUUGUUUGGUGCUUGCUACCAAAUGUUAGCAUGCUGACAUGAGCAUGUAGCUCAAAGCACUGCUGUGCCUGAGUACAACCUCACAGAGAUGCUAGCAUGGCUAGGAAACUAAAUUGUUACCAGUUUUCUGACUGGCUGACUGCAUUAUUCACUGGGGGUGACAUGUUUGUUGCCUUGUUUAUAACUACUUGUAAUUUUGGUGUUCUUGGACAGAAGUAUAUUCUGUUGCCCUCACUUUGACUCUGGAUAAGAGCCACACUCAGCUAUUAUCUGAAAAGCGUAUGGUUUCUAAAAAUGACCUGCAGCAUAAUGUACAGUAUUUAUCAUUAUCAGAUAAACCGUGCUUGGCCUUAGCUUACAGACUGCUCUUUCUUUCGCUCUCUGCUUAGCGUGCUAAAAGGAAACUAUGUGGAUUUGACACAUUGAAGUGGCACGGCCAUUUUCACACUUCACAGAGCAUCACAUGUAGCAUAGCAAGGAGGGGAGAGAGGGAGCCCGGUGUGGCAGCUGAAGAAUUGAAAUGAAAGAGAGAGAGAGACAAAAGCUGGAAGGAUGAGAGGAAUGCUGGGAUUUUGGUUCAUCAGAUCUUAUUUUACUCCCACCAUCAUCACACAAACGCUGUCGCGCUCAAACUUUCACUCAUUACCAGCUUCCCUCUCCUUCCCCCCCAUUUGAAGCACCAAUCUCUCUUCCACCCACACUCUCUCUGUCUCCUGGGGUUUUUUCCUUCCUGACUUUGUUUCUGCUUCCUCUUCCUCCCCGUCCUUCCUCCUCUGUGUGUUUUUCUUGCCCAUCUUAUCUCGUCGCCGGCUGCUGGAUGGCUUUUUAGUCUUUUUCUCUCCGCACUCAGCUGUUCCUCUUGGUUUAACACAGCUGUUACAACCCUUCUCACUCACUCACUUUCAGUCUGCUUCUCUCUCUCUCUCUCUCUCUCUCUCACACACACACACACACACACACACACACACACACUCAUGCUGACAAAUGCAUCAACACAGUCUUCUUCUUUUAACUCUCUUCUCAUCUGCUAACUUCACAUUGUCUUCUCUUUCUCUCUUAUGUAAAUUUCUCUUCCUUUUUUCUGUACCUUGCGCACACACACACACACACAGAAAGAAAGUCUUGAGUCAUAUACCACUUCUCUCGAAAUUAGCAAAUCUCACACAAUCUCUCUGAUGGGUACAGCAGACACACACACACACUUUUACCCACUAAAUCUCCCCACCACAUUGGUACACACCCUCUCUCCUCUCGCUCUCUUUUCUCCCUCCCAGUUUUACACAUUCUCUCUCUCCCUCAGCUCCCUCUCUCUCUCAGUCCUCAUCUGCACCUCAGCAGAGUAACAUGUUGCCUCGUUGCAGCUACAGCGCUGAGCGGUGAGCAGAGUCUGGCUGCUUUCUAUCUGACUGACCAAACAUAAAGGGCAAACAAGAGGCAGUAACAAGAGGAAGGGAAGUGUAGUCUCAUCUCCCCUUUUCAGUGUCCGACCACCUUCUCUGAGAGGAGGAGGAGGAGGAGGAAGGAGAGGAGCAGGUGGAAGAGAAGGAGGAAGAUCAGCAUUCAUCUGUCCUGGCUCAGUUCGUCACCUCGAGCUGGAGGAGCGGCAGAGGAUGCAAGCGCUGUAAAGAGCAGGACCAUCCAUCCAGAGGCAGCUACCCAUGUGGCAGGAGGCUCUGUGGACCCGCGGACGCUAUCUGCUAGAGAAGAGCGAUGGUGGCGAGGGUGGCGAGGGGCCCGAGGGGCUGGGAGACGGCUGUCCGGGGUUCCAGAGCGAAGUCUGCGUGGAGGACGAGAAGCCCCAGGACUGGCUGUACGAGUCCUACUACAGAAUGAGCCAGCAGCAUCCGCUGAUCGUGUUCCUGCUGCUGAUCGUCAUGGGAACCUGCCUCGCACUGCUGGUGGUGUUCUUCGCUUCAGGACUGAAUACAAAGGACCACUUGACGUUCCUGAUCACGGUGUUUGCUGCACUCUUCUUGUUCCUGUCCAUCUUCAUCCUCGUCUGCAUUGAGUCCGUCUUCAAGCGGAUGCUCCGCCUCUUCUCUCUCCUUAUAUGGGCCUGCCUGGUCACCAUGGGUUACGUGUUCAUGUUCUCAGGAGGGAAACUCAGCCCCUGGGACCAGGUGUCCUUCUUCCUGUUCAUCGUGUUUGUCGUGUACACCAUGCUGCCCUUCUCCAUGAGAGCGGCCAUUAUCGCCAGUGCCAUCACCUGCUUCUCGCACACCGUCACCCUUAGCGUCUAUUUGGCCACCACCCUCACAGACCUGGAGACUUUAGUCUGGCAGAUCUUAGCCAACGUGAUCAUCUUUACCUGUGGCAACCUGGCUGGGGCGUACCACAAACAUCUGAUGGACCUGGCACUCAAACAGACCUACCAAGACACCUGCAACUGCAUCAAGUCCCCCAUCAAACUAGAGUUUGAGAAGCACCAACAGGAACGUUUACUCUUAUCCUUGCUGCCGUCUCAUAUAGCCAGGGUGAUGAAAGCCGAGAUCAUCCAGAGGCUUCAGGGACCAAACUUUGGCCGAACUGAGAGUACCAACAACUUCCAUAACCUCUACGUUCAGCGGCACACCAAUGUCAGCAUUCUGUAUGCCGACAUCGUGGGCUUCACCAGACUGGCCAGUGACUGCUCUCCAGGUGAACUUGUGCAUAUGCUGAAUGAACUCUUUGGCAAGUUUGACCAGAUUGCAAAGGAAAACGAGUGCAUGAGAAUCAAGAUCUUGGGAGAUUGUUACUACUGUGUGUCUGGUCUGCCUGAAUCGCUGCCUCACCACGCAAGGAACUGCGUGAAGAUGGGCUUGGAUAUGUGUGAGGCCAUCAAGAAGGUCCGAGAUGCCACUGGAGUUGAUAUCAACAUGCGUGUUGGCGUUCAUUCUGGGAACGUCCUGUGUGGUGUGAUUGGCCUCCAGAAAUGGCAGUAUGAUGUGUGGUCACAUGACGUAACACUAGCCAAUCAUAUGGAGGCAGGAGGGGUGCCAGGGAGGGUCCACAUCUCCUCAGUGACUCUGGAGCAUUUGAAGGGCUCAUAUAAGGUGGAACUUGGAGACGGACAGAGUCGAGACUCUUACCUGAAAGAACACAGAGUGAUCACUUACCUGGUCAUUAACCCUAAGACCGAGAGGCACAGCCCUCUGCUGAGUGUGCGCUCUCGUCCCUCUAUGGAUGGUGGGAGGGCGUCUGUCAGGAUGACCCGCUACCUGGAGUCCUGGGGCGCUGCCAAACCCUUUGCCAACCUCCACCAUCGAGAAAGCAUGACCACAGACAACGGCAAGAUCAACACUACUGAUGUUCCAAUGGGGCAGUACCACUUCCAGCGACGAGAGAGGUCCAAGUCACAGAGGAGGAGGUUUGAGGAGGAACUCAAUGAGCGGAUGAUUCGUACCAUUGAUGGCAUCAACUCACAGAAACAGUGGCUGAAGUCUGAGGACAUUCAGAGGAUCUCAUUGUUCUUUCACAACAAAGCUCUGGAGAAAGAGUACAGAUCCACAACAUUACCUGCCUUCAAGUACUAUGUCACCUGCGCCUGCCUCAUAUUCUGCUGUAUAUUCAUAGUGCAGGUCCUCGUCUUGCCCAGAACUGCUGUGCUGGGGAUCUCCUUUGGCCUGGCAUUCCUGCUGUUGGCUUUGAUCCUGCUCCUUUGCUUCGCUGGCCAUAUUCUGCAGGGAAGGAAAGGAUCCCUCUGCUCUCUUUCUUGGUUCCCCACUUCCUCCCGCAUCAUCGUCACCAAUAAUCCUUGGCUGCGAUUGGUCCUCACCAUGACGACUACAGCUCUCAUAUUGGUGAUGGCCGUCUUUAAUAUGUUCUUUGUGGAGGAUUGUGGAGGAUCCAUGGAAAAAGACUCGACAACUAUUCCACCUGUGAAUCUAACCAAUGACAGCCUGGGGGUCUGCCAGGAAGAAAACACAGGACAUAAAAUCAAGUUGUACCUGCCAUACUUUAUCUACUGCUGUAUACUGGGUCUGGUGUCGUGCUCGGUGUUCCUGAGGAUCAACUAUGAGCUGAAGAUGGUGGUGAUGCUGGUUGCCGUGGUGAUCUACAACAUCAUCAUCCUCCAGACCAGGCUGGAUGGAUUUAGCAAUGCGCCAUAUGUGAACAAAACACUGGAAAGCUCUCUCUCCAGACCAGGAGUCCUGAAAGACCUGAAGACCAUGGGCUCUGUGUCUCUCUUCAUCUUCUUCAUCACCCUGCUGGUAUUAGCCAGGCAGAAUGAAUAUUACUGUAGGUUGGACUUCCUGUGGAGGGACAAGUUCAAGAGGGAGUGCGAGGAGAUUGAAACCAUGGAGAACCUCAACCGGGUUCUGCUGGAGAAUGUUCUACCCGCCCACGUCGCCGAACACUUCCUGGGUCGCAACUGGAAGAAUGAGGACCUUUAUCAUCAGUCAUACGAGUCGGUGUGUGUGAUGUUCGCCUCCAUCCCAGACUUCAAAGAGUUUUAUACCGAGUCUGAUGUCAAUAAGGAAGGACUGGAGUGCCUCCGUCUCCUCAACGAGAUCAUAGCAGACUUUGAUGAGCUGCUCUCCAAACCCAAGUUCAGCGGAGUGGAGAAGAUAAAGACCAUCGGUAGCACCUACAUGGCUGCAACUGGACUCAAUGUGACACCGGGACCAGAGUGCGCACAGGAACAUGACAGACAGAACAUGCACAUAGGCACCAUGGUGGAGUUUGCCUUUGCUCUGGUUGGGAAGCUAGACGUCAUCAACAAACACUCCUUCAACGACUUCAGACUCAGAAUUGGUAUAAAUCACGGGCCAGUGAUUGCAGGUGUUAUUGGGGCGCAAAAACCUCAGUAUGACAUCUGGGGAAACAGUGUGAACGUGGCUAGUAGGAUGGAGACCACUGGGGUACUGGGCAAAAUACAGGUAACAGAGGAGACGAGUAGUAUCUUAUCAACACUAGGGUACAUGUGUUCAUGUCGUGGCAUCAUCAAUGUGAAGGGCAAAGGAGAGCUGAAGACCUACUUUGUUCACACAGAGAUGACCCGAUCUCUGUCACAAGGGACUGUGAUGCCUUGAGCAUUAACGCACUUACCCACCGAACAGACUUGAGAACACAAUCACACACACAAGGUGGCCGUAGAGGUGAUUCGUCAUGCUCCUUAACUAAAGCUCAUUACCAGAAGCCAGCAGUACAAUGGAUAGACAAUUGUCAAGAACCACUUUUGUCCUUAGCAACACAAUGUAGAGCAGGGCCGAGGUGCACCGCCACGGUCCUUCAACGCUGCACUUUGGAUGGUUUUUCACAUCUCAAGUGUAACAAAGACUUCGCUCCAAGGAGUCUCUUCACUGUCUAAAGGAGUGCCUGACUAAAGAGAGGUUUGCUAAAUUAGUGCAGCUCUCAAGGACCGCAGUCACCCAUCUGUACAAUAGUAGUGGUGUGGAGCUAAUCUGAGCUGCCUGCCGAGCUGUGUUUUUUUUUUUUUUUUUUUUUAUAUAUCUGCCUGGUUGGCACUGUGAGUCGGUUUGUUCCAUUUUAUUCCAAAUGGAUGUUACAAUAGUUUAUUGUCAUAUAGAGCAGUGGAUGCCAACAAAUUGCCAGUGUGAUGGGUAGUUUGCCAAAACCUGUGAAUUGUAUUUAUAGCUUUAGAGCUGUGUUCGUGUCCCACUGAAGAGUAGGUGGACUCAGGCACAGGAUUCAAGAGGAAAGUAAAGGUUUCUUUUUUAUAAUCCAUCUGGAGCCAAACCAACAGCAAUGUGUGUAAAUGUUCACUGCCAUC